AUGUCUUUCCCCUCUAGUCUCGCUGGUCCAGCUAGAUCAGCUUACAGGCAGAUCAUACGAGCGGCAAGAACGACUUUCCAAGAUGACCCCAUUCAUCGAUCUCAAUUCAUGUCCCCCAUCCGGAUGACAUUCGCUUCGCCUACACUCACACCUCCUGCUCAUAUUUCUGAUCCAUCCGCCAAACCAGAAGAGGAGCCGUGCCCAUGUAAUGAACAUCCACCGGAACCUAAAGCCGCCGCUUCCAGCUCAUCAACACACAUCAGCACAGAGGAAAUCGCAAAGAGGAUAUCAGAGUGGAAAGAGGUCGCUCUCUUCCUCAGAAGGAAUGUGGUACAAGGAGAGCAAGAUGAGUCAGGAUCGUUCCGCCUUCGUGUCACACCAGAGACAGAGCUCGGAGUCAACGAAUCUAUCCGGUCUGCAGAGAGGCGGCCAAAGGCUACGAAGGAGCAAAUGGCAGCGGUCUUCGCAGAGCCUGCGUGA
Molecule: messenger RNA, 480 nt
Organism: Kockovaella imperatae
Lineage: Eukaryota; Fungi; Basidiomycota; Tremellomycetes; Tremellales; Cuniculitremaceae
Exons: 3
Coding region: 1-480 (159 amino acids)
Biological process (GO): mitochondrial respiratory chain complex III assembly
Source: RefSeq, a predicted model, not a curated record